Trichobilharzia szidati is the source of this 1432-nucleotide messenger RNA. The record is from the annotation of a GenBank genome assembly. NCBI's taxonomy places the organism in Eukaryota, Metazoa, Platyhelminthes, Trematoda, Strigeidida, Schistosomatidae.
GAUGGAUUCAGUACCUACAACGCUAACCUGUCCUAUAAAUUUAAUUUCUCUCCAGCUGUCGCUAAAACUCACUAGAUUCAUAGGAAAUAUUUUCUUUGACUGACCACAAUAUUUUGUGAAAGAAAUUUGAGACGGUUUCUCAGUAAAAACAAGCUAAAACUCAUUCAAUUGGCUGAUUGAAGUGGAAGUAUAUUGGUUAAUAGAGCAGGCGCUGCGCGCCAUGCUUAGAGGUGUUGCUACUUAACUAAGAAAUGAACUGUAGGGAGUAUUCCUUCUCUUUUGCCUUACAAGAUCCAGAAGUUCCGGAAAUUGUCUCAGCUCUGUUUCAUACCAUUCUACUACACAGGACCUUACCAACACUUGAUUUUAAAGGAGGAGCGGUUAGCUACAAUUCGUAUCUUGGAAUUCGAGAUGUAGAUUGCAAACACGUUGACUUGACUUAUGUGUGUGUAAAUUCUAGUCAACUUAUAGAGAAAGUAUCUUCUGCGGUGUCAGCGUUUACCGAAGCUUUGCGACGUGAUAGCUAUUCAACUAAUAUUAAUGGUGAAGUCCGCGGUGCAAUUAACCUUGAAUUUGUGGUUAAUAGAAAAGGAGGUUGGUUAGGACCAGAGGCUUCAGUUUGGGAACGUUGGAUUGUGAAUGUCUGUUUAAAGACUAUUAAUGCAAAUGACAAAGAAGCGUAUCGUUGUCAACUUAGCAGUCAGCUAAGAGAUGAAUUAUGUACAAUUCUUGAACAUUUCAAUUCUCCCUCAGCGUAUGCUCCAUCUUUGGGUAGUUCACAGGCGGAAACAGAGCAUAUUAUUGACUUCUCAAUGUCUGGAAUAUCACCUUAUCGUUUCAAUAUAAGCCACCUUACUACAUCAGGUCAGAAUCGUUCCGGUGUGAGUGUCACUAUGAGACGGAUAUUUAAAGAUGUUAGACUUUAGUAGAAAAUUUAUCAAGGUUCAUUGUUUCUAUCAGUUUUAUUAAGCAAUAUGCACCAAGAAUUUUAUGUGCUUAUAUAAUGCAUUUUGACAUUUGACUGACUUGUAGUCAUACACUUGUAUGCUAUCAUCAUGUAAAGUUGUGCGUCUGCUAAUUUUCAGUGACUUUUCUGUUAAUGUUCUCUUUUAUUAUGAGAUAAUAUAAUUCUUAUUAUCACUGAAUUGUACAUGCAUAUAUAUAUAUAUAUAUAUAUAUAUAUAUAUAUAUAUGAUUUCCUUUAAACGUAUGUGUUAUGCUAUGAUACAUUAUGGAAAACGAUGUAUGGUUUAGUUGUUAAGCCGUUUAACUUUGACUUAGUGUAACAUAAAUUUAAGUCUCAUUGUGCUUAAUUUGGGUUUGAUAAAGCCUAAAAUAUUAUCUUAUACUUUAUGGAACAGGUUUGUUUUAAAUGAUAACAUAUGUACUCAUAAUUGCUAGUUAGUUAAGUUGCAUUUAUUUCAUGUUUGAC